UCGAGGUAGUACGUACCCAGCUGCACCUUAAUCCGCCUAGCGGAUGCAUUUGGGGGGGCGAAGAAGAGAUCGAAGCACAGUACACCGUCACGAGUGGUGCAUCACUGAUGGUGCACGGUGCUAGGGACGAACCGAAGUGAAUCUCUCAUCAUGAGCGAAACGGACUUGGCCGUUCUGGUGAAUCAUGUGGUGGUGUACGCGAUGCAGUACGUGUUGCUUUAUUGUUUUGUCUGGUCCGAAGUGAUUUAUAUCCAUCGCCAUGGGGGACGGUUGGAUCAACGGACCCAUUACCACCAAAAUGGGCAAACAGCGAGCCCAUCAUCGGCGCAUCAUUGGUUGACCGGCACCCUCCACGUCACGGGUGUACUGGCGGUUUGUCUGGCGGUAUGUCGCGUCAUCUACGAUUCGGUCGGCCAGUGGCGUUCCAUUAUCGAAGUUAUCUCGCUGGUGAUUGUGUUCGGCCUUCAGAUGUACUCGCACCGGCAGCAGGUGGAUCAGGUUUAUUUGUUUUCCUUCUGGACACUCCGUCUGCUGGCCCUCUCGAUGGAGAUCACCGACCGGUGGGAUAUUUACCACAUUCUCCACACCACGCUAGCCAGCUGCUGGCUAACGGUAUCCUGUCUAAUGAUCUUCUGGCGGCACGAUCAAGCCGAUCGGACGGAACAGCUGGAACCGAAUCUCAUUCGACGGUUGUACUUCUCCCGGAUGGAUCCAGUGUAUCGAGCGGCGCAGCGCAGUGACUGCACGUUCCAUGAAGGAAAGCUAUCCAACGCACUGCCAGAAGAUCGCCGUUGCCAAUCACUGCUCGAUUGGUUUCGAAACCGAACGCCAAGGCAACAGUAUGUGCCACCCAGUGAGCAGGUUGACCGUGGGCUCACGGUCACUCAGCUCCUGCAACCCUUCCGGAAGGAUAUUCUCUCCAGUGGCGUUAACAGACUGGCACUGGUUACGUUCUACUUUCUCUGCCCGUACCUGUUGAGAGUGCUGCUCGAGCCAAAUCAGUCACAGAAGGUACAACGGUGGACGGUGGCCUGUAUGCUCUUUACCUCGCUGAUGAUCGCGAUACUGAACACCCAGUACCAGCACAGCACGCGUGACAUCGGACUGCGCAUUAAAUCCAUCCUGAUGGGCAUGAUCUACGAGAGUAUGACGGACAGGAUUCCGUCGGAAAAAUCCUCCAGUGCCGUACUGACAAGCGAUACCAGUGUGUUUGUGUCGUUUAUGCAGGACCUCCACAUGCUGUGGUCGGGACCAUUGACAAUCAUCAUAACGAUAAGUGCCCUCUACCUGGAAAUAGGGGCCAGUGCGGUGGUCGGCUUGGUGCUGAUGGGUUUCACCAUUUGGCUCACCGAUUUUCUCUCCAGCAAGCUGUCCGGUUUACAGAAGCAAACGAAACACUGCCAGGACGCACGCGUCCGGUUGACGACCGAAGCGAUCGCGCAUGCUCAACAGAUCAAAACGGAACAGUUGGAAUCGUUCUUCGAGCGUCGCAUCGGUGACCACCGGAAGCAGGAGUUGUCGUACAUUCUGCGCGCCAUAUGGUUCGAAGCGACGAAGCAGCUGUUGAGCAUUGGUACGCCAACGUUUGUGGCGUUCGCGACAUUCAUCGUCAUGGAGCUUGUAGGCGAUGCAUCGCUACUGACCGUCCAGUCCAUGUUUGUCGCCAUCUCCCUGUUUAACCUUACGCGCUAUCCAAUGACAAUGAUUCCGACGCUGUGUACCAGCUGGAACAACGUCAAAGUAUCGCUGGAACGAAUCAAUGUGUUUCUUCGAGCCGGUAAUCCUCCAGAAGUGGAGAUCGUUGAAGUACAGAAUGGACCAGUGAGAACGUCUCAGGAGCGCAUUCGACUUGUGUCGCAAGAACUAACGAAUCUUCUGGUGGAAACGACCGCCAACAAUGAACCGAAAGCGCUAUCAAUCGAGCAACUCAACUACUGCAUCGGUGACAGGCAGAUUCUGCGCGAUGUCACCCUGGAUGUGGAGGCUGGAAGCUUCACCGCCAUUGAUGGUAAAGAGGGGACAGGUAAAAGCAUGCUCUUGCGUGCUAUUCUUGGUGCGCUUCCUGAUGUAACGGGUAAACGUACCCUGAAUGCCGCACGGAUCUCCUACUGUUCUCAGAUGCCCUGGAUCCUGCAUGACACGAUAAGAAACAAUAUUCUGUUCGGUGAACCGUACAACCACGAGCGAUACGAGGAAGUGAUCAGAGCAUGCUGCCUCGUGGAUGACUUCAGUAGCUUCCCCGAUGGUGACGAACGUAUCGUUGGUGAGGGUGGUCAAUCCCUCUCGGGUGGACAGGCCCAUCGCGUUGCGAUCGCCCGCGCCAUCUAUCACCGUGCUGAUCUGUAUCUAUUCGAUGAUCCACUUCGAUCGCUCGAUACGAACAUCGCUGAUGAGCUGUUUGAGCUUGUUUUCGAUCGUCAACGGGGUUUGUUAGCUGGCAAGACGUGCUUGUUCGUGUCGCAUAAUGCGGAUCACAUACAGAGAGCGGCCGAUAGGAUCGUUCGAAUGUCACGCGGUACGAUCGAGCGGAUCGAACAGCCUGAGAGUCGCCAGUUACAGUGCAAACCAGAACCGGUGCCGGAUGUGGUACUACAAUCAACUCAAAAACCAACACUGAAACGUAACAAAACCACAACCAACAUGUUGCCACCUCGGCAACCAACGCAACCUAAACAGCAAACGAAACGGAACAAAGAAUGCAAUCGGCAAGGUAACGUACCACUCGAGCUUUAUCGCAAGUUUUGGAAUCUUUUCGGGUACUUUUGGAGUGUGGCAGUGAUCGCGCUGGAGACACUGGUUACUGGACUCGAUAUCUACAUCACGGUACUGUUGGCCGAGUGGGCCUCAACGGGACCAGCAAAGGAACCACGCAUUCUCUAUCUCGUUGCGCUAAUCGUGAUCGUUUGGUCGCUGUUUUUGUUCUCGAAAACGGGAUUGAUACAUGUCCGCGGACGUACGACAUCCAAGUUUGUCCAUGCGCGCAUGCUUGCCACCAUCCUGCGCCAACCGAUGCAAUUCUUCGACCGGACCGAUUCCGGUGUCAUUGUGAACCGAUUCUCGAACGAUUUGGACACGCUGGACAGCAAGAUCACUGGCAACAUGCGUGCAGUGCUAGCGGCUCUCUUCGGUGUACUUGGCACGCUCGCGUUGUUUGUGUACAAGCUGAGCAGUACCGGUGUGCUGUACACUGUACUGUUGAUGUUGGGAGUGGCCGGGCUCAUGUGUGGUCUAUGCUACCUGUUGCGCUAUCAUCUGCGCGUUGCGCACACUUUGAAACGCUUCGAAGCCAGCUCACGAUCACCACUCGUGCUGCAGUACAACGAGACGGUGCAGGGUAUCGACACGAUCAAGGCAUACGCGGCCGAGGAACGCUUCCGUCGACAGUUCCUCGAGAAGGUAGAUGUGCAUCAAAACUACGUCUACGAGAGCUUGUCGGCGAGCCGAUGGAUCGGAAUCCGGCUGGAGUUUGUCGGUGUGAUCAUCAUCUACUACGUUGCGCUGCUGACAGUAAGCUACCGAUCGCUCGUUGGUUUGGCCUUCGUGGGUAUCAUCGUCAGCUACGUGUUCCGGUUGAUACCUUCCCUCAACGCUCUGCUCCUGCAGGUAGGAUUGCUCGAGGAGAACAUCAUCUCUAUCGAGCGCAUCUCGCAGUAUAUGGAACUGCCCCAGGAAUCUCUUGACAAAGGAACAGCUGUUUUUCCCAUCAAUGGUCAAAGGGGAGCAAUCGAGUAUCGAAAUUUCUCACUCACGCACUCGGACGGUUCAACGGUUCUUCAGGAGAUCACGCUGACGGUACCGGCCGGUGAGAAGCUGGGCAUCAUCGGUCGUACGGGCGCUGGCAAAUCAAGCUUGAUCGGAGCACUUUUCCGAUUCUAUCCAGAGCACACGUCGGGAACCAUACUCUUUGACGGUACGAAGCUGGAAGAAGUUUCUCUCAACCAUCUUCGUGGCUCACUAACACUUGUGCCACAAAACACUACACUGUUCUCGGGACAGGUGCAAAGUUUUGUUGAUCCUAAGAACAGCAACCCCAAGGAAAGGAUCAUCCAAACUUUGCGACGAUGUGGUCUUGGUCGAGUGACGCUUGGAACCGCUCUGGAGGAACUGUCCGUGGGAGAGCGUCAGCUGUUGUGCUUGGUACGAGGGUUGCUGCGCGAUACGCCGAUCAUUAUAUUGGAUGAGGCAACAUCGGCCGUGGACAGUGCGACGGAAGCCGUCAUUCUGCAGGUGAUUCGAGAGCAUUUCCACGAUCGUACCGUGCUGAUGAUUGCUCAUAGGCUUCACACCAUCCAAGACUGUGACAGAGUUCUCUGGCUAGCCAAUGGGCGCAUCCGUAAGCUGGCCGCGCCCUCCGAUUACACUGAUGCUGAUUGGAAUGCUUUGGAAUGUGGUGAAUAGUCGUGGACGAUUGGAUGGGUUCAGCAGAGGGCAACGUGUACUUACUAAUCGUUAUUCUAAAAUACGAACGAACGUGUUUAGUGCAUACACUUAUACUCAAAGUGUUACAUUUUUUUACGCAACAAGACUAUAUGAAAUCAUUCAAUUAAGAAAACUAUCCAUUCUUAUUGUUAUCUGAAUGUCAUAAUAAAAAAAGUAUUUAUAAACCAUA
Messenger RNA from Anopheles aquasalis, 4609 nucleotides. Its product is annotated as ABC transporter C family member 8-like. Gene Ontology annotation, biological process: transmembrane transport. Lineage: Eukaryota; Metazoa; Arthropoda; Insecta; Diptera; Culicidae. Gene Ontology annotation, molecular function: ATP hydrolysis activity; ABC-type transporter activity; ATP binding. Gene Ontology annotation, cellular component: membrane. The record is from RefSeq and is a predicted model, not a curated record.